Messenger RNA from Chenopodium quinoa (quinoa), 950 nucleotides. Its product is annotated as ribonuclease 1-like. The record is from RefSeq and is a predicted model, not a curated record. Bases 60 to 779 code for a protein of 239 amino acids. Gene Ontology annotation, cellular component: extracellular region. The transcript is spliced from 3 exons. Gene Ontology annotation, molecular function: RNA binding; ribonuclease T2 activity. Lineage: Eukaryota; Viridiplantae; Streptophyta; Magnoliopsida; Caryophyllales; Amaranthaceae. Gene Ontology annotation, biological process: RNA catabolic process.
GAACUCAUUAAAACUCAUCACAUUUCAAUUGUAACACAUAAAAAAGAUAGAAAGAAAAUAUGGAGAAAGUUUCAAUGAUGAUCAAGCUUUUGGUUGUUUUAUGUUUAAUUGGUGAUGCUUUAUGUAAGAGCAAAAAACCUCAUCAUCACCCUGAUGACCACCCUACAAGUUCUACUUUUGAUUUUUUCUACUUUGUGCAACAGUGGCCAGGAGCAUAUUGUGAUGCAAAAGGGAAAAAAUGUUGUUUUCCAGGAAGUGGGAAGCCAACAACAGAUUUCUCAAUUCAUGGCCUUUGGCCUAAUUACAAUGAUGGUGGUUACCCUUCCAACUGUGAUAACACUAAACCUUUUGAUGAAUCUGAGAUAGAAGAACUCGAGAGCAGGCUCGAAAAAGAUUGGCCAUCACUAGCGUGCCCUAACAUAGGAACAAAGUUUUGGGCACAUGAAUGGAACAAACACGGUACAUGCUCAUCAUUCUCUAGCCAACAAGAGUACUUCCAAGCCGGUCUAGAUCUUAAGGACCAAACCAACCUUCUUCAAGCCCUUAAGGAUGCAAAUAUCGAACCCAACGAUGAGUUCUACAACGUCGAGGACAUGAAGGAGGCCAUCAAGGAGAAGAUCGGAUAUUAUCCUUGGAUCGAGUGUAACCGUGAUUCCGAUGGAAAUAGCCAGCUUUACCAAGUGUACAUUUGUGUAGAUGCUAAUGGAAAGGACCUUAUCAAAUGUCCUGUGCUUCCUAGUGGUAAUUGUGCCUCUAGAGUCCAGUUUCCUAAAUUUUAAGGUGUAGCUAAAUUGUAAUUAGGUGGUUUUUAACAGCAUUGAUCAACUUGUUAUGUCUAAUUCCUUGAAUUGGGUGAAUCAUAUUUUUCACCAUUCUCUCAAUUCAGACAUUUGUAACAUCACAUUAUUGAUUGUUUGAACGAUUUAAACUUUAUUACUGAAUAACACUUG